This is a messenger RNA of Tripterygium wilfordii, 2118 nucleotides long. RefSeq lists its product as uncharacterized. The transcript is spliced from 2 exons. The coding region runs from base 1 to 2118 and encodes 705 amino acids. The record is from RefSeq and is a predicted model, not a curated record. NCBI's taxonomy places the organism in Eukaryota, Viridiplantae, Streptophyta, Magnoliopsida, Celastrales, Celastraceae.
AUGACUGAAACCAGCGAUGUUACCAACAGCCAGCUGUUAGAACUCAUGCAAGCCAUGAGAGAAGAUAUGUCAAGAAACAAACAGCAAACGGAUGCGCGAUUAGAAUCAAUGUCGAGCGACAACGCAGCACUCCGUGAGGAAGUGUCACAGCUGAGAAGUCAGAGUGCUUCUCAGGUCAAUGAUCCUACUUCAGUUCAAAUACCACCUUUUCCCCGUCUAGAACAAACACCACCACCUAGUGACCCUUUACCUUAUCCUUUGAGUGCUCAGUUUGUUCCCAGCACCACCCCUGGCGGGUAUGAUGUUUCCACCUCGAGGGGUAAAUACCCUAUGACGGAAGAAACUCCGCAGAAUGUCUAUAGGGAUGCUACAGUAGACCUGACUGCUUCUCCGGGGAGUAAGCACCCACGGCCACCACGUUUCCCUGCUGCACCUUUCGCAGGGCCCACUAUAGCUUCAGUCGCUCAAGCGGCGAUGGCCAAGCAGAUUCUCGAAUUGCGGGGAGACAUAGAUAAAUUGACCAAAGCACCUCCUGCUUCGGCUAAAAUUAACGCCAACUGCUAUAUGGGGUCGCCAUUUGUAGAGAGUAUAUACCAGACAGAUCUGCCUCACAGGUUCAGCGUCCCCAACAUGAAGUUAUACAAUGGGACUGACGACCCCGAGGAUCAUGUAGCCCAUUAUAAAUUGAAGAUGGGAGCUAUCGCCAUACCAUAUGGCAUGCACGAGACAUGUAUGUGCAAAGGGUUCGGGUCUACUCUUACUGGUCCUGCUCUUCGUUGGUAUAUAAAUUUACCUAACGGCAGCAUUGCUUCUUUCGAAAAGCUAGUGGAGACGUUUAUGGUGCAGUUCUCCAGCAGCCGUAAAAUUCAUAAGUGUUCGGAUGACCUGUAUCGAUUGCCGCAGCGUGUGGGGGAGUCCCUCCGUGAUUUCCUCUCCCGGUUCAACACGGAGAAGGUGUCGAUACCUUGUUGCGAUCCGGGGACCGCAAUUCAAGCGCUCCGAAGUUGCUUGCUUCCCGAUGGGGAAUUCUAUGAGGAGCUCACGAAGUGUGAUGUUAAGAGCUAUGAAGAAGCUCUAAUUAAAGCUACCGUGUUUGUUCGGUGGGAGGAAGAUGCCAGGAGAAAGCCAUCCAACCUUCCUAAGCAAGAGAAACGAGAGGACAAGCGUCCUCGGAAAGAAUCGCCUGCCAUUGGCGAACCUAGUAGUAACUGGCGCUCUCGCAGGUCCGGAGCAUCAGAUUAUGCAAAAAACUGUCCAGAGUAUCCUCUGAAAAUACAUCAAGUCGAGGCUGUACAAAUCUUGAGGAAGAUGGGUAGCGAUGUGAAAUGGCCUCCCAAGAAGGAAUCUGAAGGGUGGAAAGACCCUAAAAAGUGGUAUGAGGUGGAUUACUUGCUGAAAAAAGGGCAUCUCAGAGAGUUGUUAUCUGAGCGUGCUAAGGCUAUCUGGGAAAAGAGGAAAGUUGGCGACCCAGAGGCAUUACCACCGCCACCGCCAGUUACCGCUACUUAUUGCGUAAUUUCCGGAGGAUCCGAGAUUAGCGGGCUGUCCCAUACUUCUGCCAAGAAACACGAGAAGGAAGCAGCAAACCCAGCUGCUAAACUGGCUCGAUCAGUGGGAACUUUCACUAACCAAGUGAUGGCCUUUACCGACGAUGAAGCUACCCAACUGCUACAUCCGCAUCACGAUGCUCUGGUGCUCACACUUCAGGUUGCGAACAUUAACUUGAAGCGAAUCCUAGUUGACAACGGGAGUUCGGCCAACGUAUUGUUCUUGGCCGCCUAUAGAGGAAUGGGUCUAGAUGAGACUCUAAUAUUGCGGAAGUCCACAACACUCAUCGGGUUCAACGGUGAGGUAAGUCAUUCGCUGGAAGAAGUGGUGUUACCCAUUUAUGCCCCAGGGUUGAACAAGCAGACUCGGUUCUCCGUUGUAGACUCACCCUCUACUUACAAUGCUAUUUUGGGACGACCUUGGUUGCAUGCAAUACGGGCCGUACCCUCCACAUAUCAUCAAAUCCUGCGCUAUCCCACUAGUAAUGGCGUUAGGGAAAUCCUGGGAGAUCAACACUCUUCUAGGAGUUGUUACAGGACCACCAUGAGGAGUAAGGGUGAAUCCUCUUAG